AUCACGCAGUUGCGUAAUUUGACAAGCCCAAGCGUAAAACAGAGGGAAUGCCGCUUGACAGCUGCCUGGCUUUCGCAAUUUGAUGUAAUGAGAAAGCACAUAUGCUGAUUUUUUUUCCGAAAGAUCUUGGUUAAUUGGACACAAACAUCAGCGUUUAUGGCCACUGACUUGUUGACGAAGAAUGUUUGGCUUGCUCCAGGGCAGGACGCGCCGUCUCAUCUUAAACUCCCACCGCUAGCUGACGGUCUGAAAGGUGAAGAUCAUGGACAAGUGUUUUACAACACGAGGGAUGCGAUCACUGGAAGUUCUUCAUCUUUUCAAGACUACAAUCUGGGAAGAUCCGAAAUGGAUAAGUACCUUUCCAACCACACCCAGAGGGUAGCUGACCACAAGAGACUGUGUAGGGACAGUGCUUCAAUCCUGGAGCCUUCCUUCACUGAGGACCUGGGUUCUCCAUAUAGCAUCAACAUGAGCCUACUCCUUCCUGAGGUCAGCUACCUCCACCCUGGCUUCUGCAGGCCUCUGAGAUCCAUCAAGACAGAGCCCCUCUCCCACUCUCUGAUCCCCCCCAAUUGCCAUGGCAAUGGAACGCCAUCCGCCAUACCCGAGUUCCAGGGCCACUACGCCACCUCUACAGACACAGGUGGAGGAGGUUUGUUCAUAAAACAGGAAAUUCCCUCACUGGACUUCCAGGACGUCCCGUUGUUCCAGCUGUUGAACUCUGAGCUGGAGCAUCUGAUCCCUGGGCCGCUGGGGAACCCUGAGCUCCACUCUGGGGUCUCCAUGACCCCCUCCAGCCUCCCCUUCUCCAACGCCCAGCUAACCCCAGCUCAGACUGCCCUAUGCCCCAUGAGCGGCCCCCACAUUGGUGGUGGCAGCUACUCUCUCAUCCCCCAGUUCAACCACCAGCAGAGACCAGCCUACCUACCCCCAUCCCCACCCAGCUCAGAGCCGGGGAGUCCAGACAGGGCAAAAGAACUGGUUCAGAACAUCUCCCCACCCCCCUCCUAUGCAGCCAGCAUAGCUUCUAAAUUGACAGUCCCCAACAAUGCCAUCGUCCCAGUCCAGACCCCAUCCACCCAGGAACUAGGCCAGGGCCCCAGUGUUGGACCAGUCCAGGCCUCAGGUCAGGUCCAGGCUGCUGGUGUGAGCCCUGUGUCCCCAGGACCUAUCCAGUCUUCUCCAAUCAUGUUUAACCGCCGGAACAACCCAGAUCUAGAGAGAAGAAGGAUUCACCACUGCAAUGUCCCAGGAUGUAAAAAGGUCUACACCAAGUCCUCCCAUCUAAAAGCCCAUUUGCGUACUCACACAGGAGAGAAGCCGUACCACUGCUCCUGGGAGGGGUGUGAGUGGCGUUUCGCCCGCUCCGACGAGCUGACUCGCCACUUCAGGAAGCACACUGGGGCCAAGCCGUUUCAGUGCGCUGUGUGUAGCCGCUGUUUUUCCCGAUCCGACCACCUGGCCCUUCACAUGAAAAGACACCAGAGCUAAAGGGCAGCCCUGCUAACGCGCGCGUUCUCAGAUUGGAAUUUCACUUAAUCUGUCAUCUCAUUGAGACAAUGAUACGUAUGUGGCGCUCAGAAAAACAGCCACGUUACUGAAUGUUAAAAUUAUUUGACUGACCAUAUUCCUAGGGUUAGACCACUUGUCCCUAGUGGAAAUAUAUUUUUAUGUUAGUUAUAGUGCUGGCCCACACAAGGAAUAUUGCUAUUAUUAUUAUUGCUACCGAUAUUAUUGUAAAAAGGUUCAAUGUUUACUUUUUGAACUGAAGUUUUUUAAUAUAUUUUUUCCAUUUAACCCAACAAACUUUAAAAAAAAUAUUGGGCUGUGCCAUCUUUAAGAGAGAGCACAAAGCUAUGUGCAGCACAGCACAGUAGGCACUAGACAAUUCUAUGAUUUCACAAGCCAAUUCUGCUACUGUGUGUAUGAUAUCUACAUUAUGCUACUUGGUGAAAGACAAGCUCAAGACUCCUUGCUGGAAUGUACAAAGGGAAUACUAAGUACAACUAUUUUUUUCCUUUUAUAUUGUUUCCUCAAAUUUAAUGAUAAGAAAUAAUUUAUUAGACAUUAUUUUUUACUCGAUUUCAAAAGUGCCUUUUUGAUGUUUUGGAAGACUUCUUUGCCCUGCCUGCAGGGUACCAUCUGGUACAUUGUAUACCUUGUAUUUAUGAAAGGACUGCUGCGUCCUACUUGUAAAACUGUCAUUGUAUUUAUUAAAAAGUAAAAUGUCA
Molecule: messenger RNA, 2231 nt
Organism: Osmerus eperlanus (European smelt)
Lineage: Eukaryota; Metazoa; Chordata; Actinopteri; Osmeriformes; Osmeridae
Product: Krueppel-like factor 5
Exons: 4
Coding region: 157-1491 (444 amino acids)
Biological process (GO): regulation of transcription by RNA polymerase II
Molecular function (GO): DNA-binding transcription factor activity, RNA polymerase II-specific; RNA polymerase II cis-regulatory region sequence-specific DNA binding
Source: RefSeq, a predicted model, not a curated record